AUGAUUAUAUUACUAAUCCUAGCAUCAAUAGUGUGUGGUAAAUUCUUAGGAAAGGUUAAUAAGGUUAAAACGGAUUAUUUAAAUGUAUUCUUGUUUCCCCACUCACAUGAUGAUGUUGGAUGGGUAAAGACCAUGAUGGAAUACUACUAAGAUUCAAAUGGAGUCCAAUAAAUUAUUAGCUCAUAUAUGGAAUAACUAAUGAAUGAUAAGACCAAGUACUUCUCUUAAGUUGAGAUUGCUUUCUUCUCAAUUUGGUGGAACGAAUAGAGUGAUGAGAUGAAAGAGAAAGUGAAAGAGUUAGUAAGGAAUGGGCAGUUAGAGUUUUUGAGUGGAGGAUGGUGCAUGAAUGACGAGGCCACAUCAUACUAUGAAGAUAUAAUAGAUUAGAUGACUCUUGGACAUAAAUUCUUACUCUAAAACUUCAAUUAUACUCCAUCGAUUGGAUGGCAAGUAGAUCCAUUUGGACAUUCAAAUACUCAAGCUCUGUUCUCAAAUAUGAUGGGAUUCAAUGCUUUGUUUUUUGGGCGUAUCGAUUAAGAAGAUCGUACAAUCAGAGAAAAAAAUAAAGAAUUAGAGUUUGUUAUUCAUCCUGAUUCUGAUUCAAGACAUUCCAUAUUGACACAUGUCAAUUAUUAUGGCUAUUACUCAUCACCUAGAGGUUUUGAUUUCGAUGUUACCAAUCCCAAUAGAUAAGAGGUUACAGAUUCUAAUUUGUAAGCGAAAACAGAUGAACUUGCUGCAUAUUUCAAAUAGUAACAAACUGUUUACAGAGGGAAUAUAUUGGCUCAUACUUUGGGAAUGGAUUUCUAGUGGUCAGAUGCUGCAUCCUAUUUCAGCCAGAUGGACAGAGUUAUGAAUUAAGUCAAUAAAAAUAAGGAAAAAUAUUAAAUGAACAUUCAAUAUGGAACUCCAAAGUAAUACAUUCAAGCACUCAACGAAUAGAAUAUCACCUAUCCUUCUCAAUAGGAAGACUUCUUCCCAUAUGCUGAUUACCCUAAUCAAUAUUGGUCAGGUUACUUCACUAGUAGAUCUGCAUUUAAAGGGUAUGUGAGAAGAAUAGGCAGAUAUUUCCAAUAAGUCAAAUUGCUUUAUUCCCUAGUAAAAAUCAAUAACCUCUGUAAAUCUCUUUGUAAUGAAAGAACCUUAUAAGAUCUAGCUGAAGCAUUAGGCACAGCUUAACAUCAUGAUGCAAUCACAGGGACUGCAAGAUAAUAUGUCAAUAAUGAUUAUGUUAAAAUGAUCAAGACUGCUCAUCUAAAUAUGAAUAAACAAGUUAGCACUCUACUCAACAGUCUAUCAAAUACAAAGUCAGUUAAUCAUGUUACUUGUAAUUUUAAUGGAACCAAUGUCUGUCACUCCUUAUUUGAUCCUUUAAUCAAAAACUAAACUGUCAUCUUAACUAUCAUUGAUACUAAAGUUAAUAAUGAUGGAAUUAAAGAAUACCUUAAGAUAUCUGUACCAGAUAAUUUGUACUUCAAAGCUACAGAUGAAUAAGACAAUCUACUAAAUGGAGAAAUUCUCUGUGUUGAUGGAUAAUGCAUUCUGUAUUUACAAAGAAUUGUUGAUAAUUCAAAACUCCUUCAUUAUUGUAAACUAAAAACUGUUGCCACAGAAGAUGAAACCAAUAUCAAUAAAAUAGAACCUGAAACUAUCAAUGUUGAUGCUGAUACUCAACUAUUUAACAAAUUCAAGCUUAACUAUAAUUUUUAUUUUUCUACCUCGGGUGCUUAUGUCUUUAAACCGUUUGGUGAAUCACACCCAUAUGGUGAUUACAUAAAGGCUUAUAAAUUUACUGGUAGCAUUGUAAAAUAAAUUUAUAUUGAAAAAACAGCCAUAAAGACUUGGAUUACAAAUUUUGAUGAUGAAAAUAUAUUCUAUGUAGAUACUUUUGUGGAUUCCAUUAAUUUGACAGAUUAGAAGGGACAAGAGGUUGUUAUACAAAUCCUUACAGAUAUUAAUAAUAAAUAAGUAUUUUAUACAGAUAGUAGUGGAUUGGCAUUUUAAAGACGCCAGGUUAAUCAUAGGGAUUCUUGGCAAAUGAAAGUUUUAGAACCAGUGUCAGGUAAUUAUUUCCCUGUUAAUGGUGCCAUCAUGAUCAAAAAUACAGAAGAAGAUUAAGCAUGUGCAGUUAUCAAUGAUAGAGCAUAAGGAGGAACAAGUCUUAGUUACGGCGUUAUUGAAUUAAUGUUACAAAGACGUUUGAAUAAUGAUGAUUAUAAAGGAGUCUAUGAAAGACUUGAUGAAUAAGAAGAUGUAGAUAAUAAAAGUGUUGGAAUGAGGUAGAUGAUGUCUCAUACUAUUGUCUUCUAUAAUCCAAAGUAGAAUUCUAAUAUUGUAAGACGGUUGUAAUAUGAAUAAGAUCUUAAACCACUACUUUAUUUCUCAGCUUAGGAUGAAAUUGAAUAUAAAUAAUUAAAAAAUAAAUUUGCCAAAUUAGUUGAAAAACAAGCUGAUGAAAAUUUAUCCAAAUUCUACAUUGAACCUUGGAUAAAUGAGAAUUAAUAUUUAGUUAGAGUACACAAUUUUAGAGAAGACGGAAUCUAAAAACUUAAUUUUCCAGCAGGCAUAAGAUUCAUGCAAACUACCUUAACUGGAAAUUAAGAAUUAAAGAAUUGGCAAUUAAAUAGAUUUAAAUGGACAGACUCAUACACCCAGGAAUAAUCUCAAUAAAAUUAUAACGAAGACCAGGUUGGACCUAUGAAAAUUAAAACUUGGAUUGUUACAAUUUGAAUUAUUAUUAUGUAUCUUAAAAAUAAAAUAUUUGACA
Molecule: messenger RNA, 2767 nt
Organism: Paramecium tetraurelia
Lineage: Eukaryota; Ciliophora; Oligohymenophorea; Peniculida; Parameciidae
Exons: 3
Biological process (GO): mannose metabolic process
Molecular function (GO): carbohydrate binding; alpha-mannosidase activity
Source: RefSeq, a predicted model, not a curated record